Messenger RNA from Anopheles bellator, 463 nucleotides. RefSeq names its product cytochrome c oxidase subunit 6C (gene cype). NCBI's taxonomy places the organism in Eukaryota, Metazoa, Arthropoda, Insecta, Diptera, Culicidae. Bases 106 to 336 code for a protein of 76 amino acids. The record is from RefSeq and is a predicted model, not a curated record. The transcript has 3 exons.
GAAAUGCAUCGUUUGCCUGUCACUGGUGCUGCUGUUUUUCGCUGUCGCGAUUUUUCAUUCAGGAUUUGUGUGUGAAUUCUCUGCUGAAACUAAAUACCUGCGAAGAUGUCCGAAUCGCGAAUCCCGAAGCCGGUGCUGCGCGGUCUUCACAAUGCCACCAUCAAGAAGAACCUGAUUGUGUCCGGUGUUCUGUGCACGAUCGCGGUCGUGGCGAUGAAGGUGAUGCACAAUGACCCGAAAGUGCGGGACUACGCUGAGUUCUACAAGACCUACGAUGCCGACAAGGCUUUCCAGCGCAUGAAGGACGCCGGGCUGUUGCAGUCGGUGAAGAAUUAGAAUCCUUUAUUCGCUCUAGAGACAUGCGGCAUAGCAAUGGGAAGAGGAUGGUGUUGUGGCUAUUAUUUUUGCAGUAAGGCUGGUUCUAACCGGCAGAGAGAGUAAAAUAAAUUCAGUUCAAAACCGA